AGUACAUAAAAAUAACAAAUUAAUAUCAAAUAGCUUUGUUACUAUUUGUUUUAACUAGUUUUUUUCUAUUUUUCUUUUGAUCUCAGUGUUGAAAGCACUGAUUUUCACUACUGAAUCAGUUUUAAUAAAUUUAUCAUUCUGGCGGGUUCACUGAAAAAAUCUAGCAGGAAAAUGGCUGGAAUUGAUGAGUUGAAAAACAUGGUGAUGACGUUCCGAGUGUCCGAACUGCAGAUGCUGUUGGGAUACGCGGGGCGGAAUAAGUCCGGCCGAAAAACAGAACUCCAGGCUAGAGCCGUUGAACUACUUCGGCUCAAGUCAACCCCCAUCCAGCUCAAGAUAAAAGAACUGUACAAGACCAUUCAGUCGAGCCUGGGAACUAGUCAGCCGCCAGGUGAGCCACCGACGGGCGUCAUGGUGCCGCAGCCGGGUGUGGGUGGGGCAAUGAUGGCCGCCGCCGCCCAGCAGCAGAGAGGCCCCACCCCCCGCAUCGUCGGGGCCCCACCCACCUAUCACAUCUAUCCGCAGCAGAGAGAUGUAAGUCAAGUUCAUUUACAAAUCAUUGUUUUCAAAUUGUAA
Messenger RNA from Nilaparvata lugens (brown planthopper), 576 nucleotides. Its product is annotated as E3 SUMO-protein ligase PIAS3-like. Lineage: Eukaryota; Metazoa; Arthropoda; Insecta; Hemiptera; Delphacidae. The record is from RefSeq and is a predicted model, not a curated record. The transcript has 4 exons. The coding region runs from base 172 to 576 and encodes 134 amino acids.